CAAAUAUUUUUUCAGUGUGUAUAGUGAAAAUUCGCAGUGAUUACAUUUGAUUGAGCGAGUGAUGGAAAACAUACUGGACUCGAUUAAGGUCAAGGAAGAGCCUUACAAUAUUUGGCCAAAUGCAGGUGAUGGAUACAGUUUCGAUAAAGUAGACCCUUGCGAAGCCAAAAACUUUGAUACACUUUCGUUUUAUGAAUCAUCAGCAAAUUACAUGAAUCAGGUUAUGACGUUACAGGAAAAGUUAGAUGAAAAAAUAUUCAUCGAUUUGGAGUGUAAAUAUGUUAAACCUGAACCAAAGACUUCAUCAACAACCACCUGUAAAACUGAGUUCCAAAAUGAUGCACCAAUUGUGAAAAUAGAAAACGAAUAUCCGAAAAAUAACUUGAAUGGAAAGAAACUGGUAAUUUUGAUAAGAAAAGAAUUUGAUUACGAUAAUAAGUGUCCGUUUUUAGAAAAAUUUCAGUUAAUCAUAGACAAAUUUAAAAAGUUCAAAGCAUUUAGAAGAAUGAAUCGAACUCAAUUAUUUCAUGAGCGCAAAAUGGGUCAUAAAACUUAUAAAAAAGAUUUGACACAUAAAGGCAUUAGACCAUAUGAAUGUGUGAUUUGUCAUAAAUCAUUUGGUCUAAAAGGUAACCUCAAAGCUCACAUAAAUACAGUCCAUAAUCGGAGCAAACCCUUCGAAUGUGAUACAUGUCACAAAUUAUUUGGAUACCAGACAAAUCUCAAAAGGGUCCUCAAAACUCACAUAAGUACAGUACAUGAUUGUAGUAAACCGUUUGAGUGUCAGAUGUGUCAAAAAUCAUUUGGAUUAAAAUCUACUCUCAAGAGGCACAAAAAUGCAGUGCAUGAUCUUAAAAGACUAUUCGAAUGUGAUCUUUGUCAAAAAUCAUUUGGAUUAAAAUCUAAUCUCAAUAGGCACAAAAGUACAAUACACGGUUGUGAUAAACACUAA
This is a messenger RNA of Trichogramma pretiosum, 952 nucleotides long. RefSeq names its product zinc finger protein 39-like. The transcript is spliced from 4 exons. Bases 62 to 952 code for a protein of 296 amino acids. Gene Ontology annotation, molecular function: RNA polymerase II cis-regulatory region sequence-specific DNA binding; DNA-binding transcription factor activity. The record is from RefSeq and is a predicted model, not a curated record. Gene Ontology annotation, biological process: regulation of transcription by RNA polymerase II. Lineage: Eukaryota; Metazoa; Arthropoda; Insecta; Hymenoptera; Trichogrammatidae.